AGUUUUAUAUUCAUAGAAGCUAUUCAUUCAUCCGCGUUUCACGUCAGUUGAUCGCGCAGAUUAGCUCAGCCCCCGGAUCUUACCCAAAAGGGGAUUUUUAUCUCGUUAAAUCGCAGUGCCCUUUGGUAAUGCUUCUUCUAUGCGUUAUUCCAUAUGAUUCCGACCCAUUAAUGCAGUUUUAUUCACAAGAAGAUUCUAUAGUUAAAUGUUUUAAAUUAUUUUCGAUAUUAUACAAGAUUUCGCGCAUAAAUUCGUCAUGAAGGCUUUUUUAUUCGUUUUGGUGGUUGCAAGGCUGGGAUCGGCGGGGGACCAGGACAAGACCCCGGGAGCGAAACUCAGGCAGCCCAUAGCUUCCCAGGGACGGGACGUGACACAGGAAGUUGUUAAUGCAGUCAAGCGUUUGGAGGAACUAAAGUUGCGUUUGGAUGAAAACGUCAUCGAGAGUACAAAGCAUGAGGUGGUUGCGCUGGUGGAAAAACUCAGGUCAGACUUUGACUACAGAGGUGUUCCGCAGUGGCCCGGAGAUUUGUACUUGAAUGAGUUCACAAAGCUUAUCCAGGAAGCUGAGAAGAAGAAAAAGGAGAAUAGCGGGAAGCUUGAAGAGGCGCGCAAGGCAAGAGAAGCCUUGAGCCAAGAGUUGAUUGAACGCAACAACUUUGCACUGAACUUGCAACAUGGACUUGAACAAUUCCUGAAGCAGGACUUGACUGUCGACAGAACCAAGCUCAAUUUGGACGCAGUAGCGUUUCCUGAUGAAGAGGAAGAGAGAGAUGCAGUGAGCGCGGAUCUUGUUGCCACAAAGGCCAGACUAGAGGAGCUGAGGCAGUUUAUAGACGAAGAGAUGGUAGAUGAAGUAAAGUAUGAAGUGCUUGUAUCGGUAGCAACUCUGAGGUUGAAUCCAGAGUACAGAACACGUAAAGAAUGGCCCGGAGAUGGUUAUCUUGACACCUUUGUCGAUUUGGUCAGGAAAGCAGAGGCCAAGAAACGUGAGAAGGAAAAGCCUGCUCCCACUACUCCUAAAAAUCCUGAGGAACCCAAGAAACAACAAGAGAAAAAGGCGGACUCAUUCUACAUGUCCGGCAUCUCCCUUUCAAUGCUAGCCCUAGCAUUGGCUGUAGCUUUAAGAAUUUGA
This is a messenger RNA of Theileria equi strain WA, 1132 nucleotides long. Its product is annotated as signal peptide-containing protein. The record is from RefSeq and is a predicted model, not a curated record. The transcript has a single exon. Lineage: Eukaryota; Apicomplexa; Aconoidasida; Piroplasmida; Theileriidae. Bases 257 to 1132 code for a protein of 291 amino acids.